GUGGUAGCUUACCAUGGUUACAAGUAUAUUAUAUAAUGCAUACCCUCCAUGACUCCUUUAUUUGAAGACAAAUUAUCAAGCUUUUGAAGUAAAAAAAAUUUCUUUCGAAUGACGCAGACAAAAUUUCAAACAUAUAAAGAAAUUUUACAACAAGCUAACCCAAAACUUUUUGCCUCAGAAAAAUACCAAGCUACUGGUGGGAGUGCCGAGCACUUUCCCACCAUGGCCGAAGUACUUGCUCAUCUUAAGCUAUUAAAGGCAUUCCAAGUGUUUAAGAUAAAAGUUGUGGGUAACCCUGUUGAUCUUAAUCCCGACGGAUCUUUUUCUGAAUUCACGGCUACACAAGUUAAAUACUGGCAAACAUAUCUCACCAAUGCUUCAAGAAGAUUCAUAAUUUACAUGUCUGCUUUGAAGUACAAAUUUAAACAAACUGACUCUUUUGGAAACGAGGAACAUCAAUUGAAUAUCUUCAAGGAGGGUCCCAAAGCUCGCGCGGUUGGGAAUUACCUACGAAAGUACAUUCCACCUUUGGAUGUGCUUAUGAUUUGGCACUCAUUCACUCUAAACCCCAAAUCCUUUUAUGACAAUGGGGUUAGAAACAACUUUUUGGAAUUCACUUUCUGUCCCUUCCCGUUGUACAAAACAUCUUUAGUAAUUGAUGGGGAUACAUUUGCAUUCAAGGCACUGGUUGCAAAUUCGAAUGCGUUUGAAGAACUCACUCGCAAUUUUGGUAUCAUGCUUAAAUAUGAAUAUAACUUUGAUAUGAGAAUGCUCUUCAGCAUAUUUUGUCCUGUUUGUGGUAACAUAUUGGUAACAUCUGUACCUCUUACAAAUAACAAAGCCCAAGGAUUCUCUGAUCCCGACUUUGCCAUGGAGCCUAAUGGAAGAUGCAAUUGCCACACCGAAUCACUGCAACCAAUUACUCACGCCACCCUUAGAAAAAGGCAGCUUGAAGCUGACAUCUUGAGAACAGGGCGUCCUUUACCCAAUGUGACCAAGUUUUGCUCAAAUCUACUCUCAAUCAAGAACGAUCGCAACAUGGCCCACGGAAUUGAUCAAAGCAUGAAGAAGACAGGUCUAUUAUACAGCAUGUUUUUGAUGAAUUCCCCUGAUAUCAAAUCAUUUAGUAACUUGCUCCAUGGCUGGUCACGGAAUGUAAGCAUUGAAGCAAAGUCACCAACAGCGCCUACAAGGAUAUUUCGCUUAUAUGAUUGUAUGAAUCUUAUUCAUUUGACUAUUCCACAAACGACUCGCGAGGUUGUGGAGAUCAGUGAAGACCUUGUGGCUUGCACAGUAAGACAAGAAAGAUUUGUAACGAAAAUGAAUUCAUUUAAUUGGCUCUCUUCUGAGAUAUUUCUUCAACAGAGUGUAAGUGAAAGUCUCAAGCGGUAUGAUAGAUUUUUUACUCUAAUGAGUGAAAAUUUAGGAAAAGCUAUGCUUGUACCUACAUUGGACAUCGAUUUAGUUUGGCAUACUCACCAGCUCAGCCCUGUAUACUACCUACAUUAUUCACGGGUUCGGACGCCAAUGAUUGUCAUUGACCACGAUGAUAAAGUCAAUGAACUGAAGAUUAGCGAGUGCUUCGAAAAUACUAGCCGCAUAUAUAAGACUAGGUACAAUGAAGAGUAUCUGGUUUGUUUCUGUUGGUAUUGCUCAGUUGCUCGCAAGAACUCGAUGCCAAUUGUUAGAAGUUUGUUUACCAAUGGUGCACUUCAACCAAUUAGCGCACUUUCAAGUUUAAAAGAUGCGAGAACUAACACCAACCCAUCGCACAUUCUGGCCCACAACGCAGUGAAAGUGAUUCGUAACUCCAGAAGGACAAGCACCAAAACUGGCAAGCCUUACAAUAUUCGCGAGAGGAGAGGGUAUCCAUGGAAUAACAGUAAUGCAGAAACAGUAGCAGUACAGGCUCACGGAGAUCUAUUUUCACUUCAUCCGAUAAUCGAGGAAGAAUAUCUUUGUCCGGGAGUGUCAAAUACCCAACCCACAUUUUUAUGCAAAACAGGAAGUGACUGUUUUGCAGAUUGAUUGAUUUACUUCUACAUGGAGGUCUGGUACCCCCUACAUACAAUUACAUUUAAAUAAACUAUAUGCCU
[Candida] anglica is the source of this 2096-nucleotide messenger RNA. Lineage: Eukaryota; Fungi; Ascomycota; Pichiomycetes; Serinales; Debaryomycetaceae. The record is from the annotation of a GenBank genome assembly.